This is a messenger RNA of Hydractinia symbiolongicarpus, 1799 nucleotides long. RefSeq names its product DNA methyltransferase 1-associated protein 1-like. The coding region runs from base 191 to 1627 and encodes 478 amino acids. The record is from RefSeq and is a predicted model, not a curated record. Lineage: Eukaryota; Metazoa; Cnidaria; Hydrozoa; Anthoathecata; Hydractiniidae. Gene Ontology annotation, biological process: chromatin remodeling; negative regulation of transcription by RNA polymerase II; DNA repair. Gene Ontology annotation, cellular component: nucleus; NuA4 histone acetyltransferase complex; Swr1 complex. The transcript has 18 exons. Gene Ontology annotation, molecular function: transcription corepressor activity.
CAAUCUGCAACCGGUGAACGGCAUAUCGGCCGUUUCAUCAGGAUAACAAAGCUGUUAAAAAUUGGUUGUUUUGAUCAUGCCUUUGCAGUCUCUCUGUCCUGCAGUUCUGCCUUAUCUGUGAUCGGGGUGAUGCGUAACCUGAAAACUGAAUAUAAAUAUUGCAAAUCAAUAUUGUUAACAUUGUUUAAGCAUGUCUGAUGCGCGUGAUAUAUUGGGAAUUGAGUCGAAAGAUGGAGCAGCUUCUAAACCACGCAAAAUCAAAAGGCUGACAGAGGGAACAUUUAAGAAGCCAGAAGGAAUGCAUCGUGAAUUAUAUGCUCUACUUCAAAGUGAUUACAGAGAUCCACCAACACUAGCACCAACAGACACAGGUGCAGGAUAUAAGCAACCAAAAGCCAAGAUUGGAAGAAGUCGUGUCAGACCAUGGAAAUGGAUGGCAUUCGAAAAUCCUGCACGCAGUGAUGAUUUAUUAUUAUAUCAUUGGCGAAGAAAGGCAGAUGAGGGCAAAGAGUAUCCAUUUGCAAAAUUUGGGAAGGCAAAAUUUGAUGUCACAUAUACAGAUGAAGAAUACAAUUUAUAUCUUGGUGAUGAAAGUGGUGGUUGGUCACGUGCUGAAACUGACCACUUGUUUGACUUGUCUAGGAGGUUUGACCAGCGUUUUGUGGUUAUAAUGGACAGAUAUGAUUCUGAAAAAUUUCCAAACAGAGUCAUGGAGGAUUUGAAAGAGCGUUACUAUAACGUUGUUCGAAAACUGAUCAAGGCACGCACACCACCUGGUCAAGACCCGCAAGAUGUUCCACCUGCUUAUGAUUGCCAACAUGAAAAAAAUCGAAAGGAACAACUCAUAAAGUUAUUCAACAGAACACCAGAGGAGGUUGAAGAGGAGGAAAAUUUGGUUGCCGAGUUGAAGAAAAUCGAAGUACGUAAGAAAGACCGUGAAAAGAAAUCGCAGGAUAUCAAUAAAUUAAUUACCGCCACAGAAAGUAAACCGGUAGUUCACACGACUUCGAACGAAUCGAACGCAAACGCGUUAUCGCAAGAUGCUCGACAACAACAACAACAAUUAAUAAAAAAAGACAAAAAAGUCGGCAAAAAGAGUAAGAAGAGACGGUCGGAUUCUACAGACGGGAAACCUUCGAAAGAUCAGCCUGGUAUCAAGUUUCCAGAUAUAAAAGGAGCGGGGGCGUUUCUGAGGAGUAGUAAGUUGAAAAUGCCAGCGUCUGUGGGCAACAAGAAGUCAAAAGCAGUUGAACAAUUAUUAGAAGAGCUAUCUGUGGACGUUAUACCGAUGCCAACUGAAGAAAUUUGUCAGAAUUUCAACGAACUCAGGAACCAACUUUUGCUGUUGUACGAACUUAAACAAGCGAUGGGUAAUUGUGAAUAUGAAUUACAAACAUUGAAAGUCCGGUAUGAAAUUAUGUGUCCGGGAAAGAAAGUGUCAGAUCUGAUCGGUUUUUCGUUGGAUCCUCCAGAAGAAAUAACAGAGGAUGGUUCGGUGUCAUCUUCAGGAGGAAGCCAGCUGUUAAUAGAUUCAGUGGCUCCGCUCGCAGCGUUGGGUUCACGUAAACGACGAACGGCUGCUGCUCUACUGGAGACGAAUCCUUGGAAAAAGACACGCAAAGUUUGAUUAAAGCUUUUUUUAAAAAAUAGGUGAAUUAGCGAGACUGGGCGAGACUAAAGUGAAAGAGAAUCAAUAGCGAGUAAUUUUUACACGUAGAGUUGAACAAUAUUAAAGCUUGGUUUUAAAACCGAUCUUGUAAAUAAAUUGACGAAAGAAAAAGAUAAUUUAUUAUUUUUAA